AAGGAUUUCCAAAAUAUUUUGUAGUCUAUUUUCAUACAUGUUCCUUACUAUAGCUGGUGAUUGAUGAUAUCAAAAUUGAAUACCACAAUAUGCUUACUGGCUGUUCUUAAAUCAAGUAAAUACAGUAUAUAUGUGUAUGUACAACUUUUUACGACAGCCACAGGAUAGAGAUAUUUACGGUAACGUGUAGUUUCGGUUUCGAAACAAACCACCACCAUGACCACUAAGGAGGACACAGAAUUGGAUGCUGCACCUGUAGACAGUAGGUGUACAGACGCCAGAUCACAGGGAUAUCUAGGGUUUAUCAACAGAAUAAGUAAUCGAGAACUCUACGAACGCCACCCCAGCUAUCCCAGGACAGUUGAUGAAUACCCAGUGGAGCCCGAGGAUCUGAUCCAUAUUGUUUUUGUUCGUGCCAAAGAAGAUUAUGACACAUUUGAUGGUUUUUUAAAGUGGUUUACGGAAAUUUUAUCAACGGUAGAAAAUGGCGAAACUGUGACAUAUGAAACACACGAUAGUGAGCUGUUCCCAGGCACACACGAUGACAAUAUCCAUGACAUAUGUGAAAGAGCAAUGUUUAUUGUGCCAUUUCUCUCCAAGUUUUUCUGUACUGAUAAAGCAUUACGAUUCUUCACCAGUGAAGCGAUUGGAAAGACAAGAUUAAAUCAAACUUGCACCAAAGGACAGCUGGAAAAAACCUUAAAAAGGCAGAAAAAGUAUGCUGUGAGACCAAUUCAUACUGCUGACCCCCGUAGUGGUACAUAUCGUAUUCCAACUGGCCUUACUAUGAUGAAAGGAAUUGAAUUUUACAGCAAAGAUAAACAUGUUGGAUAUGUGAAAAACCAAGUAACAGGAAUGAUCAAAGAAGCUAUCAGAAAGUUUGAUGAGAGAAAUGCGGCCAUGAUCAGUGCACUUACUGGAAGGGACCAACUCCUGGAAGAAUUUGAUGAAAGUUUUGAGAAAAAAUUUGGUCCCCCUCCAGUGGAACCCAGCAUUGAAAGCAUUAUGCAUGGAAACCCAAAUGGUCUGGCUCUCGUAGGAAAUGGACAUGGUGUCCAAGAACAACAGGUUGGAAAUAUGGGAAUGGGAGAGUAUUUAACUCUGACCACUGAUUCUCUGGCUGCUGAAACUGACGGAAACACUUCCUUGACUAACAGUGCUUCAUCAGAUACUCAAGGAAACAAGCAACUGAAUGAUACAGCAGUUUUCACAAACGGAGAGACAACAUUGCCCCAAACAAGCACAACUUCUGAAGGUGAAAGGGUAAAUUUGUUGGCAGAGGGGAAAAAUGUCUGCAUAAAUGACAGUAAUGGUUUUAGGCCAGCUGCGUCUCAAAAUGAUAUAUCACUUGAGAUUGAUAAUGGAUCCCUUUACAAAAAUACAGUACAAAAUGCAACUCAGAAAGCGGCAAAAAGCCAGGACCAGAAUUCCCCAGACAGAGCCCUCAAUUUCAGUCCUGGUGUCAGGGUGAGGAAGGACUCUGGGGAGACAGUGAGGACCAAUUAUAUAUCUUACACAGGACCCGCUGUUCCAAAUAUUGCAAAGGCUGCGGCGAGCAACACUACCCAGGAAGAACUAAAGGGCAAACAACCUAUGAAAAAUCAAAGGAAAAAAGGGGAAAAUAUCAUUGUCAUUCAAAACUGUAGAGUGGUACAAAUUGGUGAUGGAUCUGCCAUUCAUACCAGAGAAAAGAGGAAGUCUGCUCAGAAGAAUACCGCAAAAAUUGAAACAAGUUGGUAUGAUACCAGCCCAACCACACAAAUCUCUGAGAGUGAGACUAGUUGGAAUGAUUUGAGUUCCACUGAUGAGUCCUACAUUGAGACUAGAACUAAAGUGAUGACAAACGAGGACACUGUAAGCAAGGAGUUUAACACCUCAGACAGUGAUAAUGAGAAUGCUCUUUUUGCUGACAACAUUCCAAGUGACUUCAGUCGUGCAUCAAGGAAUUCUGCGAGGUCCUCUCAAGGUUUGCAAAUGGCUGAGGAACAUGGUGAAGAGUUAGAGGAGCCUGGGUCAGACAUGGAUUCUUUCCUUGAUGAACAAUUGAAUGAUCCUUCAUUAGAAUCUCUGAAACCUUUUGAAGAGGACCCCCUGGAGUGUACCGGUGUCUGCCACGAGCCCAUAGUCCGACUCUGUAAAAACACAAUGAAGAGAUAUGGUUCCAUUGACAAUGGGUACCACAGCCAUUUCAGUCACAUCUACCAGACAAGUCUGACUCCCCGCCCAGGGACUGAACAAGAUGAAGACGAAGUGGAUUGAUUACU
This is a messenger RNA of Magallana angulata, 2264 nucleotides long. RefSeq lists its product as uncharacterized. NCBI's taxonomy places the organism in Eukaryota, Metazoa, Mollusca, Bivalvia, Ostreida, Ostreidae. The record is from RefSeq and is a predicted model, not a curated record. The transcript is spliced from 8 exons. The coding region runs from base 217 to 2259 and encodes 680 amino acids.